CGACCCAACUCGGUUGUGUCGCUGAAAGAAGGUUGGCAAGAGAAUUUCAUUUCAUUUUGGGGAGCUACAAAGCAGCAAAAUGGCUGAGGAGUCCGCCGUUAAAGUGUGUGUUCGAGUGCGUCCGAUUAUUAAAAGAGAAGAAGGUGUUCCAUCUGAAAAGGCGGCGCCUGUUGAAGUUUUCUGGAAAACGGAUAAGAAAUCGAUUCAUCAGAUUGAUGAUGGGAGCUCAACAAAGAGUUUCAGUUUUGACCGAGUGUUCACUCCUGAAGAAACAACCAAUCAGCUGUACCAGGAAAUCGCAAAGCCGUUGGUUGUUUCAACUGUGCAAGGAUACAACGGAACCAUCUUUGCUUACGGUCAGACAUCCUCUGGAAAGACAUUCACAAUGAUGGGGAGUGACCAUGUUCCCGGUGUCAUACCGCUCGCUAUUGAUGGUGUCUUUGAAACCAUCAAAAAGUGUCCAGAGAAGGAGUUUCUUCUCAGGGUGUCAUACAUGGAGAUUUACAAUGAGACAGUAUCUGAUUUGCUAGUAGAUAGCUGGAAAAGAAAACCUCUGGAAGUCCGAGAGAGUUUAAAUAAAACCGUCUAUGUUGCUGACCUGACUGAGGAACUGGUGACCUCCUCUGCACAAGCGCUGGCUUGGAUUCGCAAAGGAGAAAAAAACCGUCACUACGGAAAGACGGAAAUGAACGAGCGCAGCAGCCGCUCACACACCGUCUUUCGAAUGAUCCUCGAGAGUCGUGAAAGAAGUGACCUGGGAUCAGGGGAAAAUGCCGACGGCGCCAUCAUCGUUUCCCAUUUGAAUUUAGUUGACUUGGCCGGAUCAGAAAGAGCAAGCCAAACGGGGGCUGAAGGGACACGCUUGAAGGAAGGCUGCAAUAUCAAUCGCAGCCUUUUCACACUUGGUCAAGUGAUCAAGAAGCUCAGUGAAGAAAGCCAAAGUGUGUCCAGAAGUUUUAUAAACUACAGAGACAGCAAGUUAACGAGGAUUCUUCAAAACUCCCUGGGUGGAAACGCCAAAACGGUCAUCUUGUGCACAAUCACCACUGCGACGCUUGAUGAGACACUCCGCACUCUGCAGUUUGCCAGCACUGCAAAGAAAAUGAAAAAUGAUCCCCAUGUCACAGAAGUUUCAGAUGACGGUGCGCUUCUCAAAAGAUAUCGCACCGAAAUUGUCGACCUCAAGAGACGACUUCAGGAGGUUUCCUCCAGAACACAGACCACGGCAACAGAGAAACAGGUGCUCUCUCAACUUCUCCAAGAAAAACAUCAACUUCAAGUGGAGCAAGAGGACAGAAUAAGAAACCUCACCAAACUUCUGGUCACAAGCAACAACCUGACUUGUCAACAAAAGGUGCCCAAACGUCGGGUUACGUGGGGAGGGAAAAUGCUACGCUUGGCCCGGCCGUCUCCCAGCGAAGACUGUCUGUCAGACCGUAGCUUUGCUGCGUCUGUCAGUCGAAAGAGGAAAAUUCAUUCCUCCUCUGUGAUGGAGCAGAUCGAAGAUGAAGACUUUGAUGGUGACUGGGAGAUUCCUGGUGAGUCGUCAGAUGACACAAGCCAAUGUCAAGACUUGAUGACUUUCCAGAGCAUGGCUAGCAGGGCAGCUGAAAGAGUGGCAGAGCUGGAAGUUGAACUUCAAACAGUCUGCCAGCAAAAUCAGCAAGCCCACGAUCAAAUUGCGGCAAUGGAGCAGAAGGCAGCCGAAGUUGACCUCAAGCUCCAGAGCGAAAGGCAGCAGAAAUCCCAGGCCGUCGACAAAGUCCAGUUGCUGGAGCUCCACGUGACGGAGCUAAAAUUACAACUUGAGGAACAGCAGUUGAACUCUGGUCAACAACUGGAAGACUAUCAGCGUUAUGAGAGUCUAGCCACUGAAAUCGAUAUGCUGGCAUCGGAGCGAGAUCAUCUCAAGCAGGCGCUGGACCUUGCCCUGGAGCGGACUCGAACACUGGAGAUGGAGAAUACUGCACUAUCACAGGAGCUUGAGGAAAAAAUGGAAUUGCAGGAAUUCGUCUCUCUUGAGGAGAAGCUGAGAAAAGAACAGGAGUGCGAGUUGGAAAAUACAAUUUGCUCAUUGAAGGAAGCUAUGGAAUCCCGAGAACUUCAGUACUUGGAACUUCAGACAAAUUUGGAGACCGUCUCUGAAGAGCUGAGGAAGAAAACUAAAAUUGCUGAUGAUCUUCAGAAUAUGUGUGGUAAAGAUUUGUCCAAAGAAGUGGCAAAGCUUCAGCUUUCUCUCGAUGACUCUGAGGCCCUCGGCAGAGAGACAAAGAAAGAAUGGGCAGUUCUGCGCAGCGAAAACAUUGCCUUGCAAGAGUUGAAGAUGACCCUGACUGACAGCCAUGAAAAGAUGGAAGCUGAAGUCACCAGCCUGAGUCUUCAACUUCAGGCCGAAAAAUCACAAUUCAAGAAGAUGCAGGCGGAUCUCCAGAAAGAGCUCAACGUAGUGUUUAACGAGAACAUGAAGCUAACCAGUUUACUUGAUGGCAAAGUCCCCAGAAAUAUGAUGGAGAGCGUGGAACUUGAAAGAACAGUGACCGACCUGAAAAAGGAGCUUGCGGCAUCUCAAGAAGCUGAGGGUGUCCUGAGAGCUCAAGUGGAGGAAAUCCAGUCUCUUCAGGCUCCCACAUUUGAAGCCAACAACCCAGAGAAACCGAAUUCUUCUCAAGAGUUGGAGGAGCUAGAAUCCGUUGUGGCGACUCUCAGAGCGGAGCGAGACCAGGUCCAGAUGGAUCUGCAAGAAAAUAUCGAUAUGAUGAUCGAGCUUCAGGAGGAGCUCAGGACGGAACUCGGGGAAAAAGUUGUUCUGAAAGAACGGAUCAAGCAGCUGGAAGAGUCACAAACAGACAACUUGGAAAAGCCUUUGGAUGACUUGGCUGCAGAGCUUGAGACGUUGCAAGCACAAAAAGAACAACUUGAGGCGACUCUACAAGUUGUCAAUGAGCAAAAGGACCAACUAGAGGGAGAGCGGCAGCAGUUUAUUGAUGGGGCUGCAGAGAAUCAAAGCCUUCUACAUUCCCUCCAAUCUCAGCUUCAAGAGCAAGUUGAGAGAAAUGAUGACAUUGAGCAAUCGGCUGGAGAGAAACAAGCUCAGCUGCAGUAUCAGGUUGAAGAGUCUCAAACUCUUCUCCAGUCCCUUCAAGAUGAGCUUGAAGCGCUGAAGCACAAGAACAAUAAUCUUGUCAAAGUCACUGAGGAGAAAGAGUUUGAUUUCAAGCAAAGUAUUAAGAUUUUGAGCGAAGAGCUUGAAACCGCAAAAGCAAAUGGGGGCGACCUGCGUUUCAACGAGGACACCGGACGUCAGACUUUGACCGAAGAGACUCGGGAGUUGCUGUCCAGAGUGACGUCUCUCACCGAGGAGAGGGAUCAGCUGCUUGACACGGUGAAGCACCUGAGACAGGACAAGAUGCAGCUCAGGACAGAACUGGAGGAAAAUAUGGAGAUGAUGCAGUGUGGGUUGCAGCAACAGUUCAAGUCAGAUCUGCCGUUGCUGAAAGAACUCGAAGCUCAACAGAAUGCACAGACUGCUGAGACUCAAGCAGAGCUCACAAUGGCAGAAGAGAAGAUCCGACGUCUACAGGAAGAGAUCGGCCUGUUAAUGAAUGAAAACAAAUGCCAAGAACUUCAAAAUCAGGUUCAGAGGCUGUCUGAGGAGCUUGAGUGUGCCAUCGCAGAGCGAACCAGCCUCCAAUCUGAGAUGGAGAAGCUGCUUUGUCAAGUGACUUCUCUCGGUGAAGAGCGACAUCAGCUGCAUGAGCAACUGGAGGCACUGGGACAGGAAACAAGCCAGCUCAGAGCACAGCUGCAGGACAAGGUCUCCACAAUGCAAGAGAGCGAGAACAAGCACAAGCAGUCCAGGUUGCUGCAGCAGGCCGAGGCCAGAAAAUUGGAGAGCGACCUUCGACAAGAGGUGCAGCAGCUGGAGGAGCAGCUCAAAACCGUCAAGGGAAACCAAACGGUGGUUCAAACUGAGCAGUUGCUGGCAGAAGCAAACGCAACCGUGGCCAUACUCACUGAGAAGCUUCAAAGUUGCGAGCAGGACUCUACAGCCUCCAAGGUGACGGCACAAGCCAGGCUGCGCGACUUAACCUCGCAACUUGAGGAGUUAUUUGGACGCCUGGAGGAAUUUAUACAAAAAAACGGCCAGCUUCAACCCGCAUUCGAAGGAGACAGCCUAAGGGCGGACAUUUUUGUGACUAACGAGGAGUACAACUCCUUUCCUCAAGCCACGCGGAAAGUCGCCAACGUGGUCUACAGGCUGGGAGCCCAGAAUCUUAGCACGCUCCAGUUUAUGCUUGAUGCCCUUCUGGUAGAGGCCAAAGAAUUCAAGAGGAUUUUCCGGGAGUCGAUCCAAAUUGAUGCGACCAUCUUUGAGGAGUGGCACUUGCAGGAUGUGUUGCGCUGCAAAGCCGACUCUCAUCCAGACCUGGACUCUUCCUCAGAGCAGACUCGCAGAUUGGCUGAACUCAUCGACAAAAGACAGUUCUACGUGCAGAAAGUGGGCCACAUUUUGGAGAUCCUCGAUGCAGGCUUGGAUUCUUACCACCAUGAAGUUUCUGCUGAGGGCAGAGAGAGGGCAAGGUUCUCAGGGCUGAUGCAGGAGGAGCACACCAGACAACCUUUAGAUGCCGGUAGGAUGCACGGCCUCUUUAGCGCUGAGGCCGCCAGCAGGUGUGCGGUGCUGCAAAGCAGGAAAAUGCUUUUGCGGAGCAUCUUUACCGAACGCGAUGUUCAAUAUCAGGAAUUGCGGCAGGUGACGGCGCGGGCUCAGUCCCAGUUGCAUGAAGAAAAAAGCAAGCGUGUCGCUCUGCGACAGAAGCUGGAGGAGAUUCCAGAGCUGACUUUGCUCUGCAACAACCAAGAAUUUAGUAGUCGACUCCAGCAAUCUGAGGAGAAAGUCAAAGCUUUAUGUCUCAAGAACAAGGAGCUUGAAGAGACUCAACAAAAAAACAACACUUGCUUCUCUGGCUACAAGACGACCAUUCAGCAACUCGAGACGGAACUUGAGGAGAAUCGGGGCAAGGUUGAAGAACUGAAGAACGACGUGGAAAUCCUGAAAAGCCGAUUGCACGAAUCUGAGGAACGUGCAUUGCCUUCAGUUGCCGAGCUGCAGAAAGCCCAAGCGCAGUUGUACAUGAAGACAAUGGAGUUGAGCGUUGCUUCCGAUAAACACCAACAAGAGAUCCAGAGGAUGACCGCUGCCUUGCAAAUGAAGGAAGAGUCGGUGAGGAAACUGAAGGAAUCGCUAAGGGUGUUGCAGCAGCAAGGAGCCGAUCCAGUCCUGAAGGGUGAAGAGCUUUGUGACCGUUUCCUGAACCCGCGGGGUGUGGUGAUCAAGAGCAGCGCUAUGCUCCAAAACAGCAAACUGGAGGAGGAAGUCAAACAGCUUCACGUUAAAAUCUCACAGCUUGAAAGCGUGAUUUCCAGUCAGCAGGCGGACGUUAGCAAAUGGAAGAACAGAGCGCUCAAGAUAAAGUCAAUGGUCAAAGCGGACAUCAAGCCUUUGCCGCCGAGCACUCCCACCAAACGUGGACUACCCAUGUGCCCGGACCUCCUCCCUCAGUCACCAAAGAAGUUGCUACUUGCGUCCCACAUGGUCCCGGAUUCCCCCGUCAGGCAGUUGGAUGCACCACACAUCCCGCUGCUCAACUCUCCGAAAAGCCGAUUUUUCGACCAAGACUCAGACACGGAUCUGCUUUACAGAACAUUUCCCAGAAAGUUCUUUGAUAACUCCACCCUUGGACUCAGCGCAGAUGCCACCUCGGAUGCGUGUGCCUCUCAAUCGGCGGACGCCCCAGAUUGUAUCACGCAGUGAACGCAACAUUUUUCUUGUUUCCUUUUUUAAAUAGCUAUUUUUAUAAUUAAAGACAUUUUUAACAGAC
This is a messenger RNA of Syngnathus acus (greater pipefish), 5882 nucleotides long. It is a transcript of the gene cenpe, whose product is annotated as centromere protein E. Gene Ontology annotation, molecular function: plus-end-directed microtubule motor activity; ATP binding; microtubule binding. The record is from RefSeq and is a predicted model, not a curated record. Gene Ontology annotation, cellular component: microtubule. Bases 80 to 5815 code for a protein of 1911 amino acids. Gene Ontology annotation, biological process: microtubule-based movement; mitotic cell cycle. Lineage: Eukaryota; Metazoa; Chordata; Actinopteri; Syngnathiformes; Syngnathidae. The transcript has 45 exons.